Molecule: messenger RNA, 552 nt
Organism: Contarinia nasturtii (swede midge)
Lineage: Eukaryota; Metazoa; Arthropoda; Insecta; Diptera; Cecidomyiidae
Gene: Polr3I
Product: DNA-directed RNA polymerase III subunit RPC9
Exons: 3
Coding region: 129-497 (122 amino acids)
Biological process (GO): transcription initiation at RNA polymerase III promoter
Cellular component (GO): RNA polymerase III complex
Molecular function (GO): nucleotide binding
Source: RefSeq, a predicted model, not a curated record
AAUCACAUACACAUGCAAGCACACACACACGCACAAAUAUGUUGUUUACGUUCAAAACAUUUUGACAUUUCAACCAGUUGCAAGUCGAAAGCCAGACAAAUAGUAAGACUCAUAUUAUUUGAAGCACAAUGGAGGUUGUCAACCCAUGCUAUGCAAUAUUAUCAAAUUUUGAGGUUAUGGAAUCGCUGAAAAACAUCAAAGACCAAAGAAGCAAAUUUGGAUUGAGAAACUUGGCCACCAUUACUUAUGAGACGAUCCAAUUCUUAGAGGAGUCACCAUGCAAAACGCUUACAAAAGAAAAAAUAAUGGGAUUUUUGAAUGCAGUGAAACCAUUCAAAUUGACAAAAGCCGAAUGUGUGAUGCUAGUCAACGAUCCGCCAUCAACACCACUACACAUUCAACUCCAAAUUGAAGACAGUGAAGAACGUCUCACCGAAGAAGCUGUAAAUCAAAUUAUUGAACAUUCCAGACAAUGGCUGCUGCCAGAAACAACAUGAAUCAUUUUAUACCAUUUAUUUUUAUAUAAGUAAAUAAAAAGAAAGAAAUUGAGUU